Molecule: messenger RNA, 1738 nt
Organism: Electrophorus electricus (electric eel)
Lineage: Eukaryota; Metazoa; Chordata; Actinopteri; Gymnotiformes; Gymnotidae
Gene: nadkb
Product: NAD kinase b
Biological process (GO): NAD+ metabolic process; NADP+ biosynthetic process
Molecular function (GO): NAD+ kinase activity
Source: RefSeq, a predicted model, not a curated record
CUCGAGUCAGGUAACACUAUGUAAGUUAGGUCGCAAGCAAGUCAACUUUAAAGACUUUGUGUUUAAAUGAGGAUGAAUAGUAUGGAAGAAAAGAGGACCCCUAUAGAGCUGGAGGGAGAAGGGACCAAGCCAGCCAAGCACAAGGAGCUCCAUGGGAAGUCUCCAAGGAGACGGAGAGAGGUGAAAAGGCCUCACCAAAGAUCAAAUGGUCAAGAAUCGGGGAGUCAUCAGAGUUUUGAGCAGCAUGAGGCUUUGGAACAAAGGCAGUCUGUAACAUGUGACGAGAUGACUGAAAACUUGCCAAAAAAAUCGGAUAGAUGCAGGCGAGCUCAUUUUCUGCAUGGACCAUAUCCUACUACACACUUUGGACCCAAAGCCUGCAUUCUCCCAAACCCAACGUCAGUUAUGCACAUCCAGGACCCAGCCAGCCAGCGUCUGAUGUGGAGCAAGCCUCCUGUCAAUGUGCUAGUGAUUAGAAAGAUUCGGGAUGAGGGCCUGCUGGAGCCAUUCAAGGAGCUGUGCAGGUUCCUGGUGAAGGAGAAACAGCUGAUGGUUUAUGUGGAGAAAAAGGUGGUGGAUGAUGGCAGACUUGUGACAGAUGCAACAUUCUGUGACAUCAGAAAGCAGCUGUGCACAUUCAGAGAAGGAUUUGAUGAUAUCUCAAAUUGCAUUGAUCUGAUUAUCUGUCUUGGGGGAGAUGGUACUCUGCUCUAUGCCUCUUCCCUUUUCCAGGACAGUGUUCCUCCAGUCAUGGCUUUCCAUCUGGGCUCACUUGGCUUCCUUACACCCUUUAAGUUCGAAUCCUAUAAGUCUGAGGUGGAAAAAGUGUUUGAAGGCAAUGCAGCCAUUGUUCUGCGCAGUCGUCUGAAAGUAAAGGUAGUGAAGGGUUUAUUUCAGAGAAGCAAACAGCUCUCUGGACCUGAGGAAAAUGGCACCAUCCCUCACCAGCACCUCAGUCCAGAUGCAGGCAAAAUAACACUGCAGCUACAGGUGCUGAAUGAGGUGGUAGUUGACCGGGGACCCUCUUCUUACUUGUCAAAUGUUGACCUAUAUCUUGAUGGCCGUCUUAUCACCUCUGUCCAAGGAGAUGGUGUGAUUGUUUCAACACCCACAGGCAGCACUGCAUAUGCGGCAGCAGCUGGAGCCUCUAUGAUCCACCCUAAUGUUCCAGCCAUCAUGGUGACCCCCAUCUGCCCUCACUCUCUCUCCUUCAGACCCAUUGUGGUGCCGGCAGGAGUGGAGCUGAUGAUAAUGCUGUCAUCUGAUGCCCGUAACACAGCCUGGAUCUCCUUUGAUGGCAGAAAGAGACAGGAGAUCCAGCAUGGAGAUAGUAUUAAGAUCACAACCUCCUGCUAUCCUGUGCCCUCUCUUUGCUGCCAUGACCUGGUGUAUGACUGGUUUGACAGCCUGGCCCAGUGUUUACAUUGGAAUAUCCGCAAGAAACAAACACAACUCACUGACACUUCCAACUCUUCAGACACAGAGAACUGAUGUUCACCUUUCAAGGGGUGGAAUAUAUUAGCAGCAAUUGAACAGUCAGUUCUUGAAGUUGAGACGUUGGACGUAGGUAAAAUGUGCCAGUGUAUAGAUCUGAGUGACUUUGACAAGAGCCAAACUGAGAUGGCAACUGGGUCAGAGUAUCUCCAAAAUGGCAGCUCCAGCUCUUCCCGAGUGAUCAUCUCAAAGUCGUUCCCAUUACUGUGCUGAGAGCCCUCAUCCUCUCUACGGUCACUGUCCG